Messenger RNA from Babesia ovata, 522 nucleotides. Its product is annotated as small heat shock protein, putative. The transcript has 2 exons. The record is from RefSeq and is a predicted model, not a curated record. Lineage: Eukaryota; Apicomplexa; Aconoidasida; Piroplasmida; Babesiidae. Bases 1 to 522 code for a protein of 173 amino acids. Gene Ontology annotation, biological process: response to hydrogen peroxide; protein folding; protein complex oligomerization.
AUGAGGUGUAACAACCCUGAGCAGGAGGUCGUCAUCGACGAGCAGACGGGACUCCCGGUGAAGAACCACGACUACACCGAGAAGCCCUCUGUGAUCUACAAGCCGUCAACCAUUGUUCCUCAAAACACCAUCCUGGAGAUCCCAGCUCCCAAGGAAUUGGAAACCCCUAUUACCUUCAACCCUACCGUUGACACCUUCUUUGACGCUGACACUAACAAGAUUGUUGUUUUGAUGGAAUUGCCCGGUUUCAGCCACAACGAUAUCACCGUAGAAUGUGGAUUGGGAGAACUCAUCAUUAGCGGCCCCCGCCCCAAGGACGAGCUUUACGAGAAAUUCGGCAACAACCUCGACAUCCACAUCCGUGAGCGCAAGGUCGGUUACUUCUACAGGCGCUUCAAGCUCCCCCACAACGCUUUGGACAAGUCGGUCACCGUCUCCUACUCUAACGGUAUCUUGGACAUCAGGGUUGAGUGCUCGCAAUUCUCCGAAAUGCGCCGCAUCCAGAUCGACCCCAAGGCUUAA